This is a messenger RNA of Salvelinus fontinalis (brook trout), 5141 nucleotides long. RefSeq lists its product as uncharacterized. NCBI's taxonomy places the organism in Eukaryota, Metazoa, Chordata, Actinopteri, Salmoniformes, Salmonidae. The coding region runs from base 1 to 954 and encodes 317 amino acids. The transcript is spliced from 3 exons. The record is from RefSeq and is a predicted model, not a curated record.
AUGUGGCUGCCAUGCUGCCAUGUGGCGGACGCUGUGAAUGCUGCUGGCUCAGAAGUCCCUGCGGGGUCGGUGGUGCUGCAGCUGAGUAAGCCCAGCCCUGGUGUCUCCCCUGCACCUCACUUUCCAGGAGAUGACAAUGAUCCUGAACUCUCUGUCCUGAUAGGAGCAGACUACUACUGGCAGAUAGUAUCAGGCAGAGUGGAGCGACUGACGGAGACGCUGGUUGCUUUAGAGAGCACCUUUGGAUGGUCGGUGCAGGGACCUGUGUUCAUGUCAAGUGUUGCCGAGGCAACCUGCAUGUUCAUCCCACUUGAUGAAGACACACUAGUCUCCAAACAACUGCAUGCAUUCUGGGAGCUGGAGUCUCUGGGUAUAAUAAGCGAGAAAACACAGAACCCAGAGGGAAACGAGGCUCUGCAGAGGUUCGAGGAAACAACCACCUUCAAAGAUGGGCGAUACCACGUGGAGUUGCCAUGGAAACGAGAAAUGCCAGAACUCCAAGACAACUAUAGAAUCGCCAAGAAACGGUUUGAAGGUCUGAAGAAAAGACUGAAGAAGGAUGUGACGUUGUAUGGCAGAUACAAUGAAGUAGUAGAGGACUACUUACAACAGGAUAUGGCAGAGGACGUGCCCAAGGACAACGCAUCAAGCGCAGACAACGUAAAAUACUACUUACCUCACCAUGCAGUACUCCGAGAAGAUAAGGUGACGACAAAACUGAGAGUGGUGUUUGAUGCCUCGUCCCAUGAAGAUGGCUGUCCAUCCCUCAAUGACUGUCUACUCACAGGACCGAACCUGAAUCCGGAUCUGCUCAGCGUUCUGAUAAAGUUCAGACUACAUGAGAUCGCAUUCAUGGCAGACAUCAAGAAAGCUUUCCUGCCGAUAUCCCUAGCAGAGAGAGACAGACGCCGUGAGAUUUCUAUGGCUCACAGGCCCACCAAGGGGAGAAAAUGAAGAGGAGCUGCAUGUGCUGAGGAUGAAAAGAGUGGUAUUUGGAGUUUCCCCAAGUCCAUUCUUGCUGGCAGCUACAAUCAGGAAGCACCUGAAACAAUAUGAAACAGAACAACCAGAAGUUGUAGAGAUAUUGAGAGAGUCACUAUGUAGAUGACUUCAUUGCAAGUUCACGCAAUGUUGAAGAGGCUUACCUUGUGACAACUGCAAAGCGAAUGCUGUCGAUUACAGGCAUGACCUCUGCAAGUGGAUGACCAACUCUCCUGAAUUGAAAACAAAAUGGGAGGAGAGUACGACAACUGACCACCCGUUGACGCUAGAAACACAAGGAUUAGUCCUGAAGGUUUUAGGUUUAGUAUGGAGACCGGAAACAGAUGACUUUGUGUUUGACCUCAGGCCGCUACUGAGCAUUCUAAAGCAAAAGGAAAACACAAAGAAGUGUUCUACAGUCGUCUGCACGCAUCUUCGACCCUCUUGGUUUCCUGACCCCCUUCACCAUCAGGAUCAAGUGCAUGUUCCAGGAAAUGUGGAAGAGGGGACUCAGCUGGGACAAAGAAUUACCACCUGAUCUGACACGAGAAUGGCAACAGUGGUGUUCAGAACUACCCCAGUUACACCAGCUCACCAUACCAAGGUGGUACAGAACAGACAUGCAGCCACAGAAUAGCCACACCCUGAAACUACACGUGUUCUGUGAUGCAAGUGAACGGGCUUACAGUGCAGUAGCUUACUUGCAAGGUGAAUCACAAGACAGGGAAACAACAAGUCUAGUCGCAUCCAUGUCCAGGGUAGCCCCACUCAAGAAAAUGACGUUGCCACGCCUGGAGCUCAUGUGAGCUGUGAUUGGAGCAAGACUAGCAAACAACCUGAUGACCACACUGAAAAUGGAAGAAAAACAGAUCAAAAUGUGGACAGACUCGAUGAUCGUGCUGCAUUGGAUUUGCAGCUCAGCUCAGAAAUGGAAACAGUUUGUUGCGAACAGAGUGACCGAGAUCCAGUCCUUGACCAAUCCAGAGUAAUGGUCACAUAUUGAAGGGAAAACUAAUCCAGCUGACCUCUAUGGCACCAAAAUAUAGAAUAACUAUCUUCAAAGUAAUGACUCGGGACGUCGGGUUUGAUAUGAAAGCUUAUUUUAGUAAUAAUACUUGUUCACGUUACAUUUACAAACUUUAGAUUCUACAGAACAAUGAAUAAUGAGUUGCUAGCGCAAAGGAGUAAAAAUAAUCACCUGUCAAUUGCACUUAACUAGCGCGUUCGCUCUCUACUUCCUGUCGCAAGGCAUUCUGGAACUUGCAGUCAAAAGCCGAAUUCAAUACUGACCAGUACAAAAUAUGUAUGUAGUUCUUUCAAUUUCCAACACACAAAUUCUAAUACAAUUACAAAUAUCUUUAGAUGGAGCUCGAUGAAUUAAUUUAAACAUUAACUCUGUAACCCAUUAAAGUUACAACAGUAUCAUCGGCUUAUAAUAAUUUCUUUACCAGCUAAGGAAAUACCUUGUUCAGGACUAUUAUUUAAUGAAUUUGUAAGAAGUGGGGUGAUUAAUAAAAACAGGUACGGAGAGAUAGGACAACCUUGCCUAAUUCCUCUCUUUAACUCAAAUCUAGGUAAGGUGCCAUAUUUCAAUUUGAUAGAGCUGUUACCAUUUGUAUAGAGAGUCUUAAUAGCCUUACAGAAAAAAAUCCCCAAAGCCAAGUCUCUCAAGGGAGUGAAAGAGGAACGGAUGCUCUACUGUGUCAAAUGCUUUAUAAAAAUCAAAACAAUUAUAUGAAGCUAUCCUCGGUUAUUAGGUCUGAGUAGUCAAGUAUGUCUAAUACUAGUCUGAUAUUGUUAGAAAUAUGGCUGUUCCUCAAAGCCAGACUGUGUUUCAUCAAUGAUUGCAUCCAGGACUUCUUUAAUUAUUUUUGCAAGUAGUAAGGCUAAAUGUUAUAGUCAUUAUUAAGAAGACAAAUUGGACGCCAGUUAUCAAUGAGCAGAACUUCUUUUUUAGGCUUAUGUAUCAGUGUUAUUAACCCCUGACUCAUUGUAGGAGGGAGAACAUUGUUUUUAAUACUCUCUAAAAAGACUUCAAAUAGGAAGGGAGCUACUUGUUCAGAAAAUAAUUUGUAAAAUUCUUAUGUAAUUACAUCAACACCUGUUGAUUUAUUGUUCUUUAGAUGUUUGAUAGACUAUAAUCUCUUCAACUUUGAUUGGUUCAUCACACUGUUUAGAUUCUAUAUCGCUGAUAGAGUGAACAUUAUUCAGUGAGUCAAAAAACAUAUCUGUGGAUUCCUGACAGUAUGUAGAGCUAUACAAUUUCCUGUAAAAAUUGCUACAGUAUUUAACGAUUCAUUUUUGGUCAUCUGUAAUAAUACCAUCAAUGUUUAACUUAUGGAUAGUGUUAUUUGUAGAUUGAAAUUUCUCAAGUCUAAAGAAAUAGGAUGAAUUCUGUUCUCCCUCCUCAAUCCAUUUUUUUCCUAGAUCUAAUAAAGGCUCCUUCUGCUUUUAAUCUAUAUAUAUUAUCCAGUUUAUUUUGUAACUCAAUCAGUUCCAUCUUCUCCUCCCCCGAGAGUGCCGGCUGGGGACCUCUGAGAACCGGGAAGUUAUCUUAAUGAUCACCUUUUCCUCCUCAGCUCUUCUGGACUUAGCAAGAUUACUACCAUAUUUUCUGAGGUAUUUGGACACCUCAAAUUUAAAGAGCUCCCAGUUCUUGCAAUAAGAUUUUCUCUUCACAAGCGUAGCAUAGCUAAGCAUAGCAUAGCAUCUCUCUCCAUUGAAUUCAGGCAGUUGACGUCAACACCACCAUCGAAUAUUUAAAAAAGUAUUAAAAUAGCGAGAUGUAUCCACCAAUCCAAAGAGAGGAAUAGGCCAGAGAUUGACAGCUUAGUCCUUAGUGAACUAUUGUGCAGAGCACCGUUGAAAAGGAUACCUUGGUCCCUGUAUAAAUAAAAAUAACCAAAGAUUUAUAAACACAUAAAUAUCAAUAGUAAGCAGUAAACAAAGUAUACUAUAUAUGUUGUGUGUGUAAAAGGUGGGCCUACUCAAGGUACAGGAAAAUAGAAUGUGCAAAACCAUGUAGCUAUUUGUUGACAGAGGAAUUUGUUGACAGCCAGAGUGAGUGUCCUCUGCAUUAUUCAUCCAUAAUUACUGGUGCAGACAUCUGUGAUGAUGAAUGUUCUCUCAUUGGCUUGUCAGCGCAGUCUGCACAGUGCACAUCCUUCCAACAGCUACAGAGCACUCAGAGCACUCUGAGCAUUUUUCUUUAGCUCUUGGGACUGUACAAGCUACCUACAUUUACAUGUUUGUAAUUUAACGGACGCUCUUAUCCGAUAUGACUUAGUUAGUGCAUUCAUAUGAAGAUAGCUAGGUGGAACAACCACCGAUCUCAGUCAUAGUAGGUACAUUUUCCUCAAUAAAGUAGCUAUCAGCAAAAUCUGUUAACUGUGAGUGUUAGUAUUUUUGUGGGGAGUAUACCCUUUUUGAAGCGGUAGGGUUUCUGAUUUUUUCAGAAGAUAGGCAAAGAAAUGAACUUUAUGUCCUGAAUACAAAGCAUUAUGUUUGGGAAAAAUCCAACAUAAUACAUCACUGAGUACCACACUUCAUAUUUUCAAGCAUGGUGGUGGCUACAUCAUGGUUAUUAUGGUUCUGGUUCUGCUUGUCAUCGGCAAGGACUAGGGAGUUUUUGGGGGAUAAAAAUAAACAGAAUAAAACAAAGCACAGACAAAAUCCUAGAUGAAAACCUGGUUCAGUCUGCUUUCCAACAUACACUGGGAUACAAAUUCUCCUUUCAGCAGGACGAAAACCUAAAACACAAGGCCAAAUCUACAGGAGUUGCUUACCAAGACGACAUUGAAUGUUCCUGAGGGGCCUAGUUACAGUUUACUUAAAUUGGCUUGAAAAUGGCUGUCAAGCAAUGAUCAACAACCAACUUCACAGAGCUUGACAUUUGUUUUUAAGAAUAAUGUGCAAAUAUUGUACAAUCCAGGUGUGAAAAGCUCUUAGAGACUUACCCAGAAAAACUCAUAGGUGUAAACGCUGCCAAAGGUGAUUCUAAAAUGUAUUGACUCAGGGAUGUGAAUAGUUAUGAAAAUAAUAUUUCUGUAUUUCAUUUUUUUAAUUUUUUAAAAAACGUUACAAAAAAAUACUUGAUUUCACUUUGUCAUUAUGGGGUAUUGUGUGUAGAUGGAUGAGAGAAAAAUAUAUAUUUAAUCCAU